Molecule: messenger RNA, 715 nt
Organism: Asterias rubens (European starfish)
Lineage: Eukaryota; Metazoa; Echinodermata; Asteroidea; Forcipulatida; Asteriidae
Exons: 2
Coding region: 32-412 (126 amino acids)
Source: RefSeq, a predicted model, not a curated record
CUACGGCCGUAAAGAAGUGCUAUCAGCUGACAUGCCUCAACUGACCCCCUCGCCCACCAAUAAGCACUUGCAUGCAUCCCAGCUUGCCUACCAGCUGCGCAAUCCAAGCUUGCCUACCAGCUACGCAAGCCCAGCUUGCCUACCAGCUACACACGCCCAGCUUGCCUACCAGCUGCGCAAGCCCAGCUUGCCUACCAGCUACACAAGCCCAGCUUGCCUCCAACCAGCUACUCAGGCCCAGCUUGCCUACCAGCUACACACUCCCAGCUUGCCUACCAGCUGCACAAGCCCAGCUUGCCUACCAGCUGCACAAGCCCAGCUUGCCUACCAGCUACACAAGCCCAGCUUGCCUCCAACCAGCUACUCAGGCCCAGCUUGCCUACCAGCUACACACGCCCAGCUUGCCUACUAGAAACAGCAGCAGCUGCAGCUAAGACAAAACAACAAGCAAAGCAAGCCCUCCAAAACAUGCCAGUGGCAAGGGAAAGAGCACACCACAUCAACUCCACCAAAGAAACGAUGGUUUGGAAUGGGUGCAUCCUUUCUAAUUCUCUGAAAUAGUUAACUUAAAACGACUAAAAAUAUAUUAAAAAUAUAAAGUUUGUAUACAGCGCUUUUUCACUCCUGAAGGCUGUUCCAAAGCUCUUCAAAUUAUUACCCUGGUCACUGGGCCUUAAAUCAUUCCUUAAACCAUCUCAGCUCCCUGGGGAGCGUA